Symbiodinium sp. CCMP2456 is the source of this 1095-nucleotide messenger RNA. The record is from the annotation of a GenBank genome assembly. Lineage: Eukaryota; Dinophyceae; Suessiales; Symbiodiniaceae.
AUGGAGAUGCAGAUGCUGCGUUUCUGUGUACCUCUGGAGCGUCACACAGGCAAGGAGAUUCUGGAGUGCAUUCAGGACUUGUAUGUGAAGAUAAGGACGAUGGGGCUGCCUUUGACCCGUAUUCACAGCGAUCGAGCGAGGGAGUUCAGAGUCAAGCCGGUGAAGAAAUGGUGUCGGGAGAGGGACAUCUACCAGACGUUCACAGAAGGCUUGACGCCUACCCAAAACGCUGUGGCGGAGGGUCAUGUGAAGUGGCUCAAGGCUCAAGCUCGAGUGCACAAUGCCAGGCAACUGGGACUAAAGAUUCCAGACCUCAAGUUCGGAUCGGUCGUAUGGGUGAAGUCGAAAAAGGACCGUGGACCUUUCGAUCCCCGAUGGGAGCGUGGAGUCUACAUGGGCCCAGCCGAUGAUGUGAGAGAAGGACAUGUUGUUCGCCUGGAUGAUGGUUUGUGGCUUCGGACAUUGCAUAUGCGUACGGUGAGAGAUGAUGAGAUCGAUGAGGAAGAUGAAGCCGAGCACGUGGUGGACCUCAUUGAACCUACCCGCCGUGUGAGAUCCAAGACCAAGUUAAGUGACCCGGAGAUCCAUGCGAUGAAGGUGGGCGAACGAAGGGCGCUGGUUGACAAGUUGUUGGCAUCACCAAUGUGGGAGUCAAAGGAAGCUAAGGUUGAAAGGCCACAAAUGAAGGAAGGCGACGUGUGGGACGGAGCGGCUUACUUGAAUUUGGGAGCUUACCAGCAUGGGGGAAUUACAAGCAUCACGGCUGCCACGGAAAGGUUUGCGCAAGAGACGGAGCUGGCAGCUAAGCCGGGCGACGAGUUCUACGGCAACUAUGCUUCAAUGUGGGUUAAUGGGAAAGAAGUUCCGGGGCAGAAGUUUAGCAUCGAGAAACCGGUUACUGUGAGACCCGAUCGUCUACAUGCACCAAUGAAGGGGGGCGAGGGCGGCCGGCUCGUUGCGAUCGGCUACACAGUGAGCAAAUGGGAAAAGCUUAUGGACCACCAGUGCGAGGACCUGAAGGGGCAGACCACCUACUCCACCGAUCCCAAGUUCGGAAGCACCUACAACAGCCCCGCCUACGGGUACUAUGACUAU